Molecule: messenger RNA, 1660 nt
Organism: Lipotes vexillifer (Yangtze River dolphin)
Lineage: Eukaryota; Metazoa; Chordata; Mammalia; Artiodactyla; Lipotidae
Gene: ASCC1
Product: activating signal cointegrator 1 complex subunit 1
Exons: 11
Coding region: 133-1206 (357 amino acids)
Biological process (GO): DNA alkylation repair; regulation of DNA-templated transcription
Cellular component (GO): nucleus
Molecular function (GO): RNA binding
Source: RefSeq, a predicted model, not a curated record
CACUAGUCUGGUGCGGCCUGAGGAAAUUUCCUCUUACACGCCCUCUGCGGCAGGCUCCUGUUUCUCCACCUACUUUCUCCAUUUUACUAGUCCCUGCAGUAUUCCACAGGACUGUUGUUUGGAGAAAGUAUCAUGGAAGUUCUGCGUCCACAGCUUAUAAGAAUUGGUGGACGGGUUUACAGGAAGAAUCCCAUCCAAGAGCAGACUUAUCAACAUGAAGACGAAGAUGAUGACUGUUAUCAAGGUCUCGUGGAGUGUGCAGAAGAGUCCUGUGAAGCCUAUGAGGUGGUGCAGACCCCGCAAGGUUUCCGGUGUACUGUGAAGGCCCCCAGCCUGCUCUACAAGCAUAUAGUUGGAAAGAGGGGCGACACUAGGAAGAAACUAGAAGUGGAGACCAAAACUUCCAUAAGCAUUCCUAAGCCUGGACAAGAAGGAGAAAUUGUGAUCACUGGCCAGCAUCGAAGUGGUGUAAUUUCAGCCCGAACUCGGAUUGAUGUUCUUUUGCUCACUUUUAGAAGAAAGCAGCCCUUCACUCACUUCCUUGCCUUUUUCCUCAAUGAAGCUGAGGUUCAGGAGCGAUUUCUGAAGUUCCAGGAGGAAGUACUGGAGAAGUGCUCCAUGGAUCACGGGGUUGAUAGCACCAUUUUCCAGAAUCCUAAAAAGCUUCACCUAACUAUUGGGAUGUUGGUGCUUUUGAGUGAGCAUGAGAUCCAGCAGACAUGUGAGAUGCUACAGCAGUGUAAAGAGGAAUUCAUUGAUGACAUUUCUGGGGGCAAACCCCUGGAAGUAGAGAUGGCAGGGAUAGAAUACAUGAAUGAUGAUCCUGGCAUGGUGGAUGUUCUUUACGCCAAAGUCCAUAUGAAAGAUGGCUCCAACAGGCUGCAGGAAUUGGUCGAUCGAGUACUGGAACGUUUUCAGGCAUCUGGACUAAUAGUGAAAGAGUGGAAUAGUGUGAAACUCCAUGCUACAGUCAUGAAUACUCUAUUCAGGAAAGACCCCAAUGCUGAAGGCAGGUACAACCUCUACACAACAGAUGGCAAAUAUAUCUUCAAGGAAAGAGAAUCAUUUGAUGGCCGAAACAUUUUGAAGCUAUUUGAGAACUUCUGCUUUGGUACCCUAAAGCUCAAUUCAAUUCACAUCUCUCAGAGGUUCACAGUAGACAGCUUUGGAAACUAUGCCUCCUGUGGACAAAUUGACUUCUCCUGAGGUGGAUCUUGGGAAACACUGGAAAUUAAACAUCCUCACAAGGGCAGCAGCAGUCAAAGCAAUGGUGAUACCAUCAGGACUAUGCAGAGUUCCCUGGGAGAGUGUCAGCCACAGAAGGCACUCACUCCUUCCUUGGUGCAGACCAGCAAAGGGAGGGAGCUCCCAGCACAGGUUUGCCCCACCCAUCAGUCCUGCCACACUCUCUGCUGUGGAGCUCCAGGCUCACUGUUGUUACCUCUCAUCUCUACCCCCUCACAGCCUUUCUCCCUCCAUGGCCUCUCUCUUUCCUUCAUUCCUUAGUCUUAAUCUUGAUUCUUACUUUCUGUUUGAGAAGUAUGAUUCUGAAUCCCGUGUAUUAAUAAGGCCAUGACAUGGUAAGGGCUGUGUAUAACACUCAAAGAUCUGUUAUCAAUGUGACUGUACAGAUCAUUUGUGAAUAAAUGAAUUUCUAAAG